AUGCCGUAUCACUUUGAAGCAGCUUUUCUACAAAGCAGAAUAAUAGAGGACGUAGAGAGGCGUAUUGUAAAGUUUGCGUGGGAGCACGUGAUGUUUCUACAGUGUUUCAGUUAUCAAACCUGCAUCAUGGAGUGGCUUAUGAUGAGCCACAGUAGUUUUCUGAGUCCGUGUUGUACUUUAGGAUGGUUUGAAGGGAGUGAAUUUGUAACCAGUGAUGAAUGUUUGGCAUCCUUAAAAGCAAUGGAAUGUGAGCUUCUUCAAGAAGAAUUACUUUCUCGAAAUGUGCGGCUGAGUUUUGGCUUAUCACAUGUUGUUCAAAAAGAUUUAAUUCCUAUUUUGAUUCAUGAACACCACAACAAAGAUGUUUUGAAAGUUGUUUUGAGGUUGUUAGUGAAUCUUACACUUCCUGUUGAAUGCUUAAUACCUGUUAAUACAGCUUCCAAAACACCCUUUGGUAAAAACACCCUAACUCAGCUUUAUCACUGCCUGUUGGAAGGGAAAAAAGCUUUCCUUGAUGUAUGCUCAACUGCUGCAGUUAUUAAAAGCAUUAAGGAUACACUUAAGAGGGAAAAGGAAGAUUUUCUUGAGGAAUCUGAUUGUUCAUAUGUGAAUAACUGUCUUUUGUUGCUGAUGAAUAUUCUUCAUAUUCCUGAAAAAGUGGACAUUGUCAGUUAUGGUAUUGAUGAUAGUAUAUUCCUUGAAUUGCACAGUGUGCAAAACAAGCUUGUGUGGAACUUGUUUGUUCAAGGAUUGGAUGAGACUUUGCUGUUACUAGUAAACAACAAACACAAGGAGGCUUGGACUCUGGCCAUUGUGCAGUUAAUUGCUCUACUCUAUAAAGAUCAGUAUGUUUCCAAAAUUCAGCAACUCCUUACGUUGGUGUCUUCUGGUUCGGAAAGUUCAGGGGAAGAAACGGAGAGUGAUACAUCCAAAAAUUCAUCAACCAAUUUGAGUAGCGAUUCAUCAGCUAAGAAGCCUAGUCACAUUUACAAUAGUGACUCUGGUUUCAUUCAAACUUCUGAUACUUGUUCUUCUCAAAGCUGCAGCUCAUCACCUGCUAAUAAAAAGACACUGUCUAAAUGGGAUUCUAAUAAGUGUCAUGAAGAAAAGAUUAAACCAACUGAGUUUUCUCAGAAUGAACAAGAUGACUUGGUUAGUCAUGUGAACAAGUCAACACUCAAAUCUGUAUCGAGAUGUCUACCAAAUCUUACUGCAAAGGAAGAACAAGUUGAAAAGAUGGACAGCUCAUCAUCUGGUUUCUUCAAUGAUUUCUUAUCAUCUGAUGAAGAAAAUAAGGAUGAAACUUCACAGUGCAUUCAGGCUAAUGAAUAUCAUCGAGAGGGGCACACAAAGUCAUCUGCUAAACAUCGAAUUGUACAUUCAUUCUUGAAAGAAGCAGAAAGUGAUUCCAGUAAUGAAGAUGAGUCUGUUGUUCCAACAAAACAACGUAGUCACCCCCCCAUAGGAAGAAAAGGAAAAAGUAAUAACUCGGUUUAUGGAGUAAAGUGCUCUCCUUCUGUAUGCUUUGAAGCUGCUCUUGCAGCAACUGCAUCUAAGGGAAAGAGUUCUCUGAGGGAUUUAGUUUGGGACAAGAGAAAAGAUGUGCGUAUCCUACAUGAUGGGUCAACUCAUGGUCCUUCAGAUGAUGACAUCAGUAAUCUCUUGAAGGAUUUCACCAUUAGUUUUCUUCACAGUGGAUUCAACAAUUUGAUCCUGGAUCUCAUGAAAGUACUGUUAAAGCAAAAUGGACCCAUUUUAGAUAAAUCUCACUUGCUGUGGCUUCUUAGUUACUUUCUUCGUUUAGCUACUACAUUAAGUCUUGGACUGCAUCACAUCAGUUCCAUUUUGUCAGUGGAAAUCAUUGGCUACUUGACCUUUGAAGGUGUGUCAAUGUGUGAGGAGUUACAACUUCUCUAUAAAUCACAACAAAUUGACCUUCGACCUCUUUUAAGACGAAUGCACCUUCUUGUUACUGCACUACGUGAAAUGAUUUUUACAGUUGACUGUUAUUGUCAUAAGCCUAUUCCUCGACGAGAAAAACUAGUCUUUCAAAAUUUGAGAGGCAAACUUGUACGAAUGAAAGAUCUACGCCAGCUUUUCCUUCUUCUGAUUCGAAAUUACAGCCAUGAUGUCCACACAAAGCAAUAUUUAGCUGAUGUGAUCACAACAAAUCACUCACUUUUCUUACUGCUAGAUCGGGCUGUAAAUGAUGAAGAUAUACACGAAAAGUUUGAUCUUCUUGAUCAUUUACACCAAUUUACUACUGGUAAAGUAAUGGAGAGAUAUGGAAAAGUUUUAGAAGAUUUCAGAACUAAUAGUAAUUAUGUCAAUGACUGUGUCCUUACAAUGAUGCAUCAUGUUGCUGGAGACUUGAAAUCACCCGAAUCACUUUUCAAUCCUGUGAUCCUCAAGUCCUUUUCACAAAUAAUAGAAGAGGAGUGGGAUAUUUGUGAGUACCAGAGUGAUGUCAUUGGUUAUGUAAUGAACAAGUUUGUUCGAACUGCUCAGCGCAAGCCACAAAUAUGUUUACGUUAUUUUUUUCAUCAUAAUUUGGGAGAGAGAGAACAAAGUAGUGAUGAGGAAAGUGAUGGUAGCAGUGUCUCCUCUGACUGUAGCAAGAGCAGCAAUGAUGAUGCUCUUUACUGGUGGUACUUGCAGUUUGAACAAGACCCAGACCCAGUAGGAAGCAUUGUAGAACACUGUACUGAAAGGGAUAUACCUUGCAGCAGAGAACAGAUUUUAUGGCAGUUGUACUGCAAAGGGAUUGUGAGCCAUAAUAUAUAUGAUGUCCUGAAAGAAAAAGAAAAAAAGUAUGGAGAUCAGCAUGAUAACUAUUCAAACAGUAUUGACAUUUUGGUGAAAGAAAUAUCCAACGUGGAUGAUGGUUCUAAUACAGAUGAAAUUAAACAACAUGUAGCCAAUCUCUGUCAAGCAGGGUUGAAUCAACACAUUCUGUGGUUGCAGAACCUUCUACUAGAUUCAUGUUACGUUAAGUUAGCUUUGUGGAGAAACAACUUGCACGAUAUUGAAUAUCCUGUUCCACUUUACUCAAUGUUGUUGAAACAGAGCAUCUUGAUCGUGCCCUACAAUGAAGCCCAAGAAUUAGUACUUCACUGUGACUUGUUUGUUCAGUUACUGCACAAAUUAGGUUUUCACCUUCCUGCUGAUGCUGGUCGUGCUUAUCCCAGAAUACCAUGCUUCUGGACAGCGGAUGUUUUAUUCAGUGUAGCUACUAAACUUGGACCAGUUGACCCUGGUGGGAUAAAGUUUAUUAAUGAUAACUUAGAAGACUACAUUAGAGAGCUUCACAGUUCAGAGUUUGUCCAUCAGUCAUCUGUUCCAGAAGUGCCUCUACCUCCUUUCAUCCAUCAAUCAUUUGGUAAACCCAGGACUUCUAAAGUGCUUAACAAGAAGGCUGAGCUAGAAAUAUUAGCUAAACCAAAACAGGCCGUAUUUACAUUACUGGAAACUAACCAUGUAUUGGUUUCUCUGUAA
This is a messenger RNA of Limulus polyphemus (Atlantic horseshoe crab), 3495 nucleotides long. RefSeq names its product protein timeless-like. The transcript has 24 exons. The record is from RefSeq and is a predicted model, not a curated record. Gene Ontology annotation, biological process: DNA replication checkpoint signaling; DNA repair; replication fork arrest. The coding region runs from base 1 to 3495 and encodes 1164 amino acids. Gene Ontology annotation, molecular function: DNA binding. Gene Ontology annotation, cellular component: replication fork protection complex. NCBI's taxonomy places the organism in Eukaryota, Metazoa, Arthropoda, Merostomata, Xiphosura, Limulidae.